Gadus chalcogrammus (walleye pollock) is the source of this 5698-nucleotide messenger RNA. RefSeq names its product chemerin-like receptor 1. The record is from RefSeq and is a predicted model, not a curated record. Gene Ontology annotation, molecular function: complement receptor activity; G protein-coupled receptor activity. Lineage: Eukaryota; Metazoa; Chordata; Actinopteri; Gadiformes; Gadidae. Gene Ontology annotation, cellular component: plasma membrane. The transcript has 2 exons. Gene Ontology annotation, biological process: positive regulation of macrophage chemotaxis; regulation of calcium-mediated signaling; positive regulation of cytosolic calcium ion concentration. Bases 178 to 1152 code for a protein of 324 amino acids.
UUCAAGUCAUCAUUCAGGCAUCAUCGUGGCAACGGUAGGCUCUUUUAUUCACAUUUAAAAUAAUUUUGAGCUUAUAUAAAAUAACAAACUCGUAAAGGACAGCACAAAGGAACCCAUUCAUGAGUACAUAUUUGAACAGACAACUACACUUACAGUGAAAAUGAUAGCCUGACCACAAUGCAGGAGUCAUUUUCCCUACCCGUCACAGGGUGUUUUGAUUCGAUUGCCUGCGUUGCACUCAUCAUCAUCAACGUCGUCACCUUCAUACUGGGCUUCUGCGGCAAUGCUGUCGUGAUUUGGAUCGCCGGCUUCAAGAUGAACAAAUCGGUGAACACCACCUGGUACCUGAGCCUGGCCAUCUCUGACUUCAUCUUCUGUGCCUGCUUGCCCUUUGGUAUCACGUACUUGGCGAUGGGAGAGUGGAUAUUCGGCCUGGUCAUGUGCAAGCUCACCUCCUUCGUCAUGUUCCUCAACAUGUUCAGCAGCAUCUUCCUGCUGGUGGUCAUCAGCGCAGACCGCUGCGUGUCUGUGGCGUUUCCCGUGUGGGCGCAGAACCAACGCACCGUCAGGAAGGCCUCAGCCGUGGUAGUCCUGGCCUGGUUGAUGUCCAUCACGCUCAGCAUGCCCAGUAUGGUGUUCCGUGACGUGUCCGACCACCGAGGGAAGGUAACAUGCGUCAACAAUUACCACACGUAUCGACACAGCCAUAAGUACGUGGCGUGGAGCCGCUUCCUUGGAGGGUUCGUGGUGCCCUUCUUGAUCAUCAUCUUCUGCUACUCUGUCAUCAUCCUCAAACUCACAAAGAAUAAGAUGACCAAAUCGACCAAACCCUUCAAGGUCAUGUCGGCCCUCAUCGCCACUUUCUUCAUCUGCUGGCUUCCAUACCACAUCUUCAUUCUGCUGGAGCUGAACCCCUACCAGUUCGAUGUGGAGAUCCUCACCAUUGGACUACAGGUGGGCACGACUAUUGCGACGGCCAACAGCUUCCUGAACCCGUUCCUCUAUGUGUUCAUGGGCAACGACUUCAAGCAGAAGUUCAAGAGUUCCCUGCUCAACAAAAUGGAGAAUGCUAUGGGCGAAGACGGCCGCACUCUCAGCCGGUACCUGUCCAGGUCCAGCUCUUAUGACGCCAGGGCCUCUACACACAUCUAGAAUGCUCCAGCUUAUGAACAUUACAAACUGUUGUAAUGUUACAUUACUGUUGUCUGUGUCCAGAUGGCAAUGUUUUCCCACCUAAAGCUCCUGUUUGUCGAAUACAAUUAUUGAUUUGUUAUACAAAGAAUGUAGAUGGGGACGGAUAUAUACCUGUUAGCAUCUUUGACCAAGAUGCCCAACCCCUUUCUACUCCUUAAUGACCUGAAUCUGUAUUCACUGUAAAUCAUGUUGGAUUGAAGUGUGGUAAAUGUAAAAUUGGAUCUAUAAAUAAUAUAUCAAAUAUUUCUCAGGUAACCUAAGCUUAGUCCUGGUCCUAGCGGUUAGAGUUGUAUAGAGUUGUUUACUUAAUAUGAUUGUUCACAGAGGCAUAUGGAAAUGUAUACUUUGAAUUUGAAUGUCUUGUCAGUUUAUAACCAUAUUAAAAGGAAUGUGUAUGUACGAAUUUUGUGAAAUCAUUAUUUAUAUUUUCUAAGUAAUAUUUUCUAAGUAAUAACUUUGUAAUAAACUAAUGUGAUUAGAUCAUUCGUAGGAUGGCAAAGUUUAUAAGAAACAUGUGGCACAUUUACUAUUCCAUCAACGAUUUGUAAUGUCAUCCUUGAAUACACAUUUUCUUUUUACAUAGAUAUGUUUAGAUGCUAGAGUUCAUAGCCCAUAGCGUCACUUUUUAUGACCCUUAGUGCAGAGCGAGAUCCUUUUUUGGGAAGGCCUUAAGACAUGAAUUAAUGUAUUUGUAUCACUUCAUAUACAGUCUUCUCCUAUGACAACAAACAAACAAGGAAAUGUUCCUCCUUAUAGGCCUAUUAUUAACGACAGGUAUGCCUAUUAUUAAUACAUAUAAUAAUUGCUCAACAAAAUGGAGCAAUUAUUGAAUAAUUGUAGUUAUUGAUCGUCUUUCCUACACGUAAUGAUUGAAUGACCUCACAUCACAGAACACUGAUGAAUUUACCUAAUUAGAGUAUUUAUUGGGCCUUUAACACAUUACAUUCAUCCCAUAUAGAAAAUACAUUCUCAUGUGACAUCCUUAUACAGACUGCCAGUCCUUCCAUGAAAGCAAGUUUGACUCAAGCUUAAUGCAGGUGUAAAAAUAGAAAACAAUAUCUCGCCUUACAAAGGUUCUGCUGUUAUCCUUAUUUUUUAAAUGUUUAAAAAUAUAUACAUGUAUAGUAUACAGUAUAUGGAAGUUCUUUAGAAGCUUGUGUUUUUAUUGAAGCAUACAUAGUAGCAGGUUACAGGUUAGUGUUAAAAGUGCAAUUUUAAAAACCCUUAACAGAAUGCAUUACGCUUUUGGAGUAGAUUGGAUUUGCUUAAGCUACAUUAGCAGUCGAGAAGAAAAGUAACCAUAGAAUCCUUUAAAAAAAUACUAUUAUUAUUAUUACUAUCAUCAAAUUGGAUGUUUUCAUUUUUUUCAUCUUCUUUUUUUUUAACCUUAUGUGCUACGAUUAACAUGGGGGUACUACCAUAAGUUUUCUUGAGUCUAAAGGAGAUCUGAGUUUUACAUUAAAUCAUAAUAAUAAUAAUAACAUAUCGUAAAACAUAAUGCCAAAUUCCUCAGUGGUUUCGGGGGACGUGGUCAUGCACAGUUAAUGCUAUUUGGGAUAGUCCAGUGUAGAAAACAUAACUUAGCCAAGUCACAUCUGCAAAUCCGAAAACAAAAUUGCCGUAUUAACAUCAGUUAUUAAGUUCCGCUGAUUUUACUGCUUCGGGUAUCACUAUCCUUGUGAAUAUAGAGUUAUGGAGAGGCAAGAGUCUCGAAGAGAAGAGUACAAAUACAACCAUCAUCACGGGUAAGAUGCAAGUGUUUUUUUCAAACCAGCAUUGGGCUUCCUUUAAAUACAGGAUCAAUCUGCGGUGUAUAAAAUAGCAUUAUUCAUAGCUGUGGUAGCAGCAGACAUCUUUUCAAUUCUAUUUUUCACAAAAAUAAAGUCCAUAUUAUAUUCCAUACAGUGUUUCAACAAACCUUUGUAUUGCAUUUUUCCUUCCACUAUGAUUAUGAUUCUGUGGUAAAACAGCGAUUUGCCUCCAUACUAUGAGAGCAAAUCUACCUUCUUACUAAGGCAUCGUUGCAACAAAUACUCCUCUUUGACGGAUCUCAUUCAACAAGUACGCAUUUCUAAAACCCAAAUAAUAAAUAAACAUUGAACCGCUGCUAUAUACUUCAACAGCCAACAUCACAAAAGAAAGUUUACGGGGAAUUUCAGAACAGAAAAAAUCAUUUAAAUUAAAUGUUAAACAACAGAAGGGGAAAAACAAAAUCACGUCCAACGACGACAGUGAAAAGGGGGAGCCAUCUUGUGUAUCAUCUCGGCAUGUACUCCAUGGGCACGCCCGACAUGUUCUUCGCCCUCAGCGCGACGUCCACCGUUCGGAUCAGUUUGUUGAUGUCCGCGCACAUCUCCGGCGUGUAGGGAUCGUACUCGAGCUUGCGCAGGCCCGAGCGCUUGAAGUUCCCGUCCUUCUGACCCUCCACGCAGAGCAAGCGGUCCUCAGACACCACAGGACCCAGGAACAGCACCAUGGCCUUGAGCUGGGAGAAGAGGUCCCGCUUCAGGUCCUCGAAGUGAACCACGUGGACGUGCCUCCCGUAGCGCAGCCAGUCCAGGGUGUGGGACGCCCACCAUGGAGCGUAGUUCUUCACAAACUCGGGCCACUCUGGAGGAUACCGAGAGAGACGAGGGAAUCAGCAGUGAACGUACCCUUACUGCCUGUCUCCAUGAUGUACAGCUGACCAACAACUGCCUAAAAUUCAACAGUAGUAGAACUGAGCUACUCCUCAUUGGCUAUAAAUCAACACGCUGAAAAAUAAAUAGUUGUUCCCUCCACGUUGCAGAAGUCACCACACCUGGCUGUCUCCACAAAGGUUUUGAUGUAAAGAGCAUUGAUGUAAUCCUGGACAGCACAUUUGCUUUUUCAAGCUAUCUAAACAAUGUCUCCCAGCUUUACUUUUUGAGAAUUCUGUAUUGCGAUUGUUGUUUUUUGGAUUCAUUGUUACUCUUCAACAAUCUUUUCUUAUUUAUUUACUUUGAAUGUGUGCGAAUGAAAUAGUGCAUACAAUGAGAUUUUAGUGAACCAAUGUUAUCCUGUUAUUCAGCUAUUCUAUUAUCGAUUAUUGACUUCCUCCUAAAAUAAAAAGUGAAAGGUGCAAUUAGAGAAAUGGGGGGGUUUCUAUUGAAUAGCAACCAUUGUUAUGUAACAAAAAAUGUGCUUCUGUUGACAUCCAGGUUUCAGUUCUUGUUUUCGUUGUGACCCCAGGUUACUUGUUUACAUUGUAUAUGUUGAGAUGUAAAUCAGCCAAAUGGGCAAUCAACAGUGUGGUUAUAUAUUGUUUAUUAGCAAUGCUGUCUUAUUUAUGUCUCAUUAAAUCAGACGUACAUACAUAACUGUCCAAUUUCUAUCUGUGGAUAUGUUUCAGUGUUUGGAUGCAAAAACAUAUUAGGAUACGCAUAAUGCAUUAUCAACUGGCUUUUAUUAUUUUAAUAAUAUUGAUAAUUCUGAAUUCUGAAUUCAAAGCAACAUUUCAAUAGGUCGUAAUAAAUAAUAAAAAAAUAAAUAAAAAAAUAGUUGUUCCCUCCACAUUGCAGAAGUCACCACACCUGGUUGUCUCCACAAAGGUUUUGAUGUAAAGAGCAUUGAUGUAAUCCUGGACAGCACAUUUGCUUUCUCAAGCUAUCGAAACAAUGUCUCCCAGCUUUAAUUAUUGAGAAUUCUGUAUUGCGAUUGUUGUUUUUUGGAUUCAUUGUUACUCUUCAACAAUCUUUUCUUAUUUAUUUACUUUGAAUGUGUGCGAAUGAAAUAGUGCAUACAAUGAGAUUUUAGUGAAUCAAUGUUAUCCUGUUAUUCAGCUAUUCUAUUAUCGAUUAUUGACUUCCUCCUAAAAUAAAAAGUGAAAGGUGCAAUUAGAGAAAUGGGGGGGUUUCUAUUGAAUAGCAACCAUUGUUAUGUAACAAAAAAUUUGCUUCUGUUGACAUCCAGGUUUCAGUUCUUGUUUUCGUUGUGACCCCAGGUUACUUGUUUACAUUGUAUAUGUUGAGAUGUAAAUCAGCCAAAUGGGCAAUCAACAGUGUGGUUAUAUAUUGUUUAUUAGCAAUGCUGUCUUAUUUAUGUCUCAUUAAAUCAGACGUACAUACAUAACUGUCCAAUUUCUAUCUGUGGACAUGUUUCAGUGUUUGGAUGCAAAAACAUAUUAGGAUACGCAUAAUGCAUUAUCAAGUGGCUUUUAUUAUUUUAAUAAUAUUGAUAAUUCUGAAUUCUGAAUUCAAAGCAACAUUUCAAUAGGUCGUGGGUGUAAGUGUGUGAAAGGGGUGAUUUAUUUUACUGCAAUUAUAUUUAAACCAGCACCAUGUAGCUUGUCUGCUGAAGCUAUUUACUCCAUUAGAAAAGAUGUGAUCCAAAAAUGUUCUGCAGAAUAAAAGAUGCCCUUCCAUGACUCCAUCCAGGGAAUUUCUCACUAUAAAUCAUUUUAUUCUGGUUCAAUGGAGCCAACUGCCGAGUGUUUUGGUGCAAAAACAUAAACAAAAUUUCCAGAGGACACAUAAGAAGUGCUGGU